Molecule: messenger RNA, 2340 nt
Organism: Aspergillus luchuensis
Lineage: Eukaryota; Fungi; Ascomycota; Eurotiomycetes; Eurotiales; Aspergillaceae
Product: C2H2-type zinc finger protein
Exons: 6
Coding region: 1-2340 (779 amino acids)
Biological process (GO): DNA-templated transcription; regulation of transcription by RNA polymerase II
Cellular component (GO): chromatin
Molecular function (GO): DNA-binding transcription factor activity, RNA polymerase II-specific; RNA polymerase II cis-regulatory region sequence-specific DNA binding; zinc ion binding
Source: RefSeq, a predicted model, not a curated record
AUGGAUGAUGUCAGAGAAGUAGAUGAUAUCCCAGUCUCCCCAACGCGCAGAAGAAAAGCCCGGGUAUGUCCUCACUGCAAGCGAUCCUUUCGUCGCCACGAGCAUCUCCAACGACAUCUCCGAAUUCACACUAACGAGAAACCGUACAAAUGCGAUUGUGGAGCCACCUUUAGCCGACGUGAUCUUCUGAAGCGUCAUCAAAGUAUUGGCCAUGCUCCGAACACCCCAUCAUCGCAGCAUCUCUCGUCCUUACCUGCGCUUGACGAUUCAAAUAAUGUUCAAUCCAGUACAGUUGGGGUCUGUAUGGGUAUGGUACCUCCAAUAACGGAACCGACGGAGUCUCUCAAUACAUCAGCUGGUACAAGCGGUCGGAAUGGCCAAAGCCAAGAAGAACGGCUCGAAGGCGACCUACUGUUUCAUACCCAGGAUCUUUCUGUUUUCCAAGACCUAGACAUAUUUAAUAACAACCUGGGACUCAACGACGACUGGUAUCUCCCAUCUGAGCCCAGCAUCCAAAUAUAUACUGGAGACCUUGGGUUCAAUAAUAUGCCGACAGCAUCAUCCAUCAUCAACCUACCUAACGGUGAUCCUUCAGGCGUAGAGCAAACUUUAAGCAAGCUUCCCACUGACAGAGAAGCCGUCGCGGAGUUCGGAGUCCUUACUUUCCCAAUACUCGUGGUUACGAAUCAACAGAGAGAACGCCUCUCUCGAGCAUUGAGGGUGUGUUAUUCGGUUGACGCAGCUAAUCUUCUACCAUCAUGUCACUCGCUAUCACGGUUCAUCAAUGGGUUCUUUGAUGGUUUUUAUCCUCACCUACCGAUGGUGCACAUUCCAACAUUCAGGAUAGACGAAUGUGAGCCGGAGAUGUUACUAGCUAUGUGUGCUCUGGGCGCUGAAUCUCGGCAUGAGAAUCGCAAAGCAGCAUUCUUAUUCCAUGCGGCUAAGGAAAUACUGCACGAAAGAGCGAGCAGGAAAGAAUGGAAAGAUACGGAAGGUCCUUUCGAUGCCUCGGGAGGAAGCGCAUCCUUACCAAGCCAGCAAACCUCCACUCCUACCGACGACUCACUGCGGUAUCGUAGCACAAUGCGUGAAGCCCGGUGUGCCUUUCUACUUAUUGCGUUCGCUACCUGGCAACGCGAGGAAAGCAUACAUCGUGAGGCUUUCAAUAUCCAGAGCCUCUUGGCCAGAUGCGUUCGAGAGUGUCAAUUAAAAGAGACUGAACAGUCUUUAUUUGCCGAUGCCGGCGGCUGGCAUCUGUGGAUCCAGCAAGAAACCGACAGGAGGGUAAAAUUACUUUCUUUCGCUUUUCUAAACCUGCAGUCCAUUGCAUUUGGCACUCCACCAGCCAUCCUGGCCGAUGAAAUUAAUGUUCGUCUCCCAUGUAGCAGCCUAGAGUGGAUUGCUCCGAACGAACAAAAAUGGAGGCUUGCUCGAAGGCAUGGCCAUCGGGAGCAGUUGUCGUUCCAAGAUGCUCUAUGUCACGUUAUAAAGAACACACCAGAGACCAAUUCGACAGAUACACUGCCGAUACCUUCUCCGUUGUCAAACUACAUCAUCUUACACGCCAUUAUACAGCGGAUCUUACUCGCAUAUCAUACACUUGGUCCAUAUAACGAUGCGAAUAAUAUCAUACUCAAUGGGCAAAAGAACGUCAUGCGUAAUUCUCUUCAUGCAUGGACAUCUCUAUGGCAACGAGCACCUGAAUCGAGCUUGGACCCCCGAAAUCCGAAUGGCCCUGUGACAUACACUUCAGCUGCUCUGCUGGGUGUUGCGUAUAUUCGACUUGGCCUAGAUCUGGGCUCAUAUAGAAUUCUCCAGUCCCACGACGCUACAGACAUAGCACAGCGACUGCUACUAAUACCCCGUUUGCCACCCGGCCCCCAUCUUCUCCCAGCAAUUUUACAUGCGACGCAUGCCCUCAGCAUCCCUGUCAAAUUAGGGGUAAACUUUGUCGCUCGAAGCCAUGCGUUCGUCUGGAGCGUACAACACUCACUUUGUGGACUAGAAUUUGCGAUAUUUCUCAGUAAAUGGCUCUUUUGUAUCGCCGACAGCCAGACCAGAAGACCACUAAAUGCACAUGAAGCGCGUCUCGUGAAUUGGAUCAGCGAUAUUGUCGAAGAAGGACGAACAUCAGCAGACGAUGAUUUGUGGUCCAGCCCUUCAAAUCUCUCAGAUUGUUCUUACCUAGGAAUUGCCGUUGUAAAGUUAUGGGCCCGACUGAUCAGGGGAAACGGACAAUGGUCAUUAUUUGAGGUUGUUAGUGAUGGACUGGACCUCUAUGCCAACACUUGUGAGCAGAGCUUUCUCCGUUUCGAGACAACUGCGCCCGAACGGAUAUAG